This is a messenger RNA of Oldenlandia corymbosa var. corymbosa, 2943 nucleotides long. The record is from the annotation of a GenBank genome assembly. Lineage: Eukaryota; Viridiplantae; Streptophyta; Magnoliopsida; Gentianales; Rubiaceae.
AUGGAACCAAUUGACGAAGAAGCUGAAUUUGAUAUCGGUUUUGAGGUUAACGGCAGUGAGACCGAUGCUGCUAAUGAUGUUGAAGUUUCAAUCAAUGGUGGAACUGACACAACUGGCACACAAGAAGGUGAUGAAGCAGCUCCUGCAAACAAAGGAGGGCGAAAGAAAAGAAGGUUAACAUCUUCAGUUUGGCAUCAUUUUCGAAUUCUGCCCCAGAAACCAAAUGAAAAGCUUCACUGUGAAUGUAAAAAAUGUGGUAAGAAAUACUUGGCUGGAAGUGAGAAUGGCACAUUGGCUGAUUUUAAGGCUGCCCUCUUUGCUCUUUAUGAUGAGUACUUGCUAGCUUCACCAUCUAAUCAGGCAUCAUCAUCUUGUUCUUCUGGUAGUAACAAUGAGCAUCGAAGAGAAACUGAAGGGAGUCAUACUUCAACUUUAAUGAUGGUAAUCCCAAUUUAUGAACCUGAUUUGGAAUUUGCAGAGGAGCUCUCACAUUUGGAUAGCUUGUUAGUUUGUAAAGUUUCCGGAGGGACUGACAGCAAUAAUAAUUCUAAUGUUCAGAGUCCUUGGCCGGAAACGCCAAGCAUUCCUUGGCCGGAGAUAGUACCACGUCGGAGCAAUCCUCCGCCGAAAGGAGAGUCGAAUCCUCGGGCGUCGAAAAUUCCUGAAUUUCUUAAGAUUUUCGAAGAAGAAUGGGGGGAUCAAACUCGACAAAUGCUAGAGCUACUCGACGACUUGAGGAACCAGCUUGUAUUGAGCAAAUUCUCCGAAAAUGAAACAAAGGCGUGGCUCCAAAAUUGCAACGAAUACUUCUCAAUUUUGUCUAUUCCAGAAUCUGAUCGAUUGGAGAUGAUUAAACCAUACUUAGAAGAUGUUGCCGAGAUUUGGCUCGAAGCAAUGAUGAUGUUGAAACCUAAUAUAACUUGGUUGGAAGUCUCCAAUGGUUUCAUCAAGCGUUUGGAGGAAAAGAUGAGUCACGACGAAAUUGAUUUGGGGAGUGAAGUAAGCCAAACUGAUUCUUCACUCUUGGAGCCCUUGACAUCGGAAGAAGGAGGUAAUACCAUUCUUUCUCAAGUUUUAAACGAAAUGGUAGGUUCUGUUGAUGAUGGAUUGUUGUUGGAUUUGGGUGAUAAUCUAGUGAUGAUUGAUUCAGUAAAUUUGAAUGAAGAGGACGAUUUUGUCUUCUUUAAGUUGACUGAUGAAAUUUUAACUCCAAUUGAUAACUUGAGGAUGAUUUUUUUUUUUUUUUUUGAGAUCAAUGAUGAUGAAUUUUUGACUGUUGACAAGUUGUCGAAUUGUGAUGAUGAUAACAAUGUCUCUUUAGAACAUUUGGUUCAUGAUUCUGAAAAUUUGAAUGGGGCUAGUGCUGCUUUGAUGAGUUCAACUGUUAGCUCGUGUGAUGAAGAUGUUUCAAAUAUGAACCUAGUUGGCCAUGUGGCUUUAGAAGAUGAUUUUCUAUUUAUGCAUGAUAUUGUUUUCUUGGAUUUGACUGAUGAAAUUCAAAUUGACGAGGAUUGGGUUGUUGAUUCUGAGUUUUUGAAAGAAGAAGGUGCUAAUGCUUUUCUGGUUUGUGAUGCAUUGUUGAGUUCUGAUGAUGAUUUUCGGGCUUUUGGUGAACUGUGGAAUUCUAAUGACAAUGCACGUGCUUUGCUUGAAAAAGUGGUUGCAAAUUCUAUGAUUUUCAAUGAUUUAUAUGAUGAUCCUGUGAGUUGUUAUAGGUCGGUGAUGUCUGAAUUUGUGGUUAAGGAAUUUCUCUCUGCGACUUUAUUUGCUAUUGAGCCUGGUGGAAUGAUAAAUUUUUAUAUCAGAGAAACUAUUGGUAAAAGUGUGCAUUCUGAUGAUGAUAUUUUAUUUGAGAAUUCAGAUGAUUAUGUGUUCUGUUGUAACCUAUGGGAUCUCAUAAUUGGUAGCAUGAAGUUGGGUGAUAGUAUUUUUGCUACUGAGAUCCGUAAAUCAUUUGUUGGUUUGAACAAAAUUAGACUGGUCAAGAAAUUGCAUGAAUUAUGGGUUGACAGGGUGACUACAUUUAGGAGAGGAACUGAUGAGUCUGUGGUGAUUGAACUUGAGUUUGAUGAUUUUGGAAGCUCUUUUAAGACUGAUCUCUGUUUGUGGGUUGGGUAUAAUGCCUUUAACCAGUUGACUCAAAAUAUGGGUAGUUAUAGAGGUGGUAUAACAUCAGAAAGAUUCUCAAAGAAGAAGUUUCAACUGAAUGGAAUUCUGAACUUUGUGAGUUCUUUGAUGCAAUUGAGCUUUUCUAGAGAUCUGAAUUUGAAUGAUAUUAAUCCUGAAUUUGUGAUCUUAGUUUAUGAAAACAUUGCUCUUGGUAUGAUUGUUCUUGAGCAGAAUCCUACAUUGCUUCUCUUCUUAAGCCUGGUAUUAGAAGCAAGGAAAUGGAAGCUGAAACCACUGAAGUUUGCAGCAAGCAACCCUGAAGUUGAUGUUCACCUGGAACUACUUAUUUGGAAAAGGAUUGAAACUUCUUAUUCAUUUUUCUACCUUGAGGAAAAUGUGAAAGGAACUGAUGAACCACUCAUAUCCAUCACCACCACCAAGAUGGAAGAAGAUGUAGAACCAACGGCAAAAUUUUGGCAACCACAACUAUCAUACCUCUAUAUGUGUCUUGCAUCUGUUGGUGAUCAGAAUCGUUUGCAUAGACUUCAAGCACCAUGGGACAAGGUUGUCACUGUAUUCAAGGGUGGCACCAUUUUCAUAUAUUACAAAGUGAAGGGAUCAUCUGCUACUCAAGAGUUAUCUACUGGAAAUUACAUUCAGAGCUUCCUGCCUAUCAAAUUUGGAGUCUUGGCAGCAACCUUUUUACUUUCAAAAGCCAUUACUUCAAAGGGCAAUGAUUAUCUUAUUCUUUCUGGUUCUAGAAAUGGAAGCUGUAUUGAGUAUUAUAUGUGUAGGUUCAGUUUUAACCGUUCAAGUGUUGAGGACAAGACUUAA